AUGACCCCCAAAGCCGACUGGGCGAUGAUUCAGCAGCCUUCCGCAAAUGGAGAGGGUUGGGAUGUUGCUGUGCUGAACAGCCAGCAGGCAUGCCGUGCGGUUGUCGAGGAGUGGCAGACGAGUCGCCGUAUCCGGGCCAAUAUCAAGCCGGGCACGUCUGCGCCAGGGGUCAGCCAGGUUUUCUACAGUUACGGCAGCGCAGAGACCCAGUGUACCUUCUCCUGGCGGCAUGAGUUCUCCAUCGAAGGCCAUGCUGUGCACACGCGCGGCAAGCAUGGCGACAAAGAGAAAGCGAAGGCCAAGGCCAGUGCGGAUGUCCCACCACUCCGUGCGAUGACGAACUUGAUUCGCGACCGAGUUCGAGAGGAAGAGUGGCCAACCAUGGGGGCGUUGUGUAGCGCCAGGAAGCAGAAUUUGCAAGCUGGCAAGGGCACGGGCUCCUCUGCAGACUACCGCCUGGGCCAAUGGAAGACUUUCAUUCGCUCUGCUGCGUUCGUGCCCUUCGAUCUGAGAGCUUCUGAGGCUGCUGCCUGGAAGUGGAGCGCUUGGGAGGCAGACUCCGACCGGGGCCACUGUGUGUUCAGUUGUCCUGCGCUUCUUCGUCGAGCCGCGGAGUUUGCUGUCUUGGCCGCCGAGGGUGAAGCUGAAGGCGUGUAUGCCACGAUGGACCCCACGUACAAGCUGUUUGGUCCGGACUGGGCGCUCCAUUGCUUGGGCUUUGGCGCCUUACACUGGGACGGGAGGACCAAGGAACAACCUCGCACCACUUUCUUGCCAGUCUUUUUCGCCGUGAUACCCACGGAAAAAUCGACCAACGUGAAACUUGUUCUGGAGACCAUGUCGGCCGUGGCCGCAGAGGAGCUUGGCCUCGACCUGGGCAUCUUGCUACACCAACUUCACACAGGUGGAGCUCCGGGAAGCAUGGAUGCUGCCAGACAGGUGUGGCCACGGGUCCAGCUCAUGCGCGACGUCCGGCACGUCAUGGAGAACGUUCUCGACUGUGGGUGUGGGGCUGUGGACCAGGGUGCAUUGCUGCAUCACCGGAUGUUCCGUGCCAUUACUUGGUUGUUUGGUCUCUACUCUUUGGCUUCCGCAGCUGCUGAAUGA
Molecule: messenger RNA, 1107 nt
Organism: Symbiodinium sp. CCMP2592
Lineage: Eukaryota; Dinophyceae; Suessiales; Symbiodiniaceae
Source: the annotation of a GenBank genome assembly